ACUCCCGUACCCAAACUCUGCCCAAAAACUUCUUUUUCCGCAGCCAACAUCUCUGGAAAGAUUCCUUGUGACAUCUUAAGCAGUCAUCUUGCCUCGCUUUAGAUUCUUUCAUCGUUAUCCUUUGGCCCCGCGCUCAACAUCCAAAAUCUGACAUCAUGCCUCCUAGGAAGUGGGACGAGGAAAGCAGCGACGAGGAGAGCUCCGGCCCUGCCUCUCCUGUCGGCGGCGCGGUUCCCAUCCGCCGCAAGUUCGAAGACGAGGAGGACGAGGAUGACGUUCUCGAUUCCUGGGAUGCCGCCGAAGACUCCGAGGUCGAGCGCGAAAAGGCCAAGAAGGCCGAGGAAGCAAAGGCCAAGGCUCUCGAGGAGGCUAAGAAGAACAAGAAGACCAAGGCCGAGCGUAUCGCCCAGCUGAAGGAGGAGCGUGCCCGCCUUGAUGCCGACGACUCUGGCGAGGAGGAGACCGAGGCUGAGCGCCGUGAGCGCCUCCGCCGCACUGAGAAGGAGUCCGACCUGAAGCACGCCGAGGAUCUCUUCGGUGAUAUCGGAGUCCCGGCCGGUCGCAAGGCUGUUCUCGCCGGCUCCGCUGUCCAGAUCGACCCCAACGACCCGACCAAGACGGCCAACAUUGCCUCGAUGCCCCUCUUCAACCCCAUCACCAAGACCCAGUUCGAGCACCUCCGCACCACGCUGACCCCGAUUCUGGCCAACAACGUCCGCAAGGCUCACUACGGCCUCUUCCUCCAGGAGUUCACAAAGAACCUUGCCAAAGAUCUGCCUAGCGACCAGAUUAAGAAGAUUGCCAGCACUCUCACUGCCCUUGGUAACGAGAAGAUGAAGGAAGAGAAGGCUUCCCAGGGCGGCAACAAGAAGAGCAAGGCGGCCAAGACCAAGGUCUCCGCCGUCGUCAGCCGUGCUCCCACAGCUGACACCGAGACCUACGAGGACGAUGGUUUCGGAGAUGACGACUUUAUGUGAAGUAAAAGGCAGGGUUGCAUUAUUAUCCCGCGCCCAGAGCUCAGCCCCUCGUAUCUCAGCGAGUCUGCUCCGUGCCAACGGAUCCAGCGCGGCUUCGUACCGAAGCUCGCCACAGCGACUUGGGUUUAGAGCGCAAGUGUCGCUGCCGCGGACUCCGGCUGCGUCACGAUGUAGAUGGGGGCUCGGCAUUAUGAGGGCUCGUGGGCUACUGGGACUGCCGGGAAGGUCAUCAUCUGGUUCAGAUUAUGAGAGAUGGCAUCGGAAGUGGCGUCGACUCAAAGCGGGAAAGGCGCUGAAUCAUGGGGGGAAAAGCAUUUACGGUCUAGAGGGCAAUGGGCCCAGUGC
Colletotrichum godetiae is the source of this 1322-nucleotide messenger RNA. Its product is annotated as eukaryotic translation initiation factor 3 subunit J. The record is from RefSeq and is a predicted model, not a curated record. Gene Ontology annotation, molecular function: translation initiation factor activity. The coding region runs from base 156 to 977 and encodes 273 amino acids. NCBI's taxonomy places the organism in Eukaryota, Fungi, Ascomycota, Sordariomycetes, Glomerellales, Glomerellaceae. Gene Ontology annotation, cellular component: cytoplasm; eukaryotic translation initiation factor 3 complex. The transcript has 4 exons.